Messenger RNA from Scophthalmus maximus (turbot), 3928 nucleotides. RefSeq names its product microtubule-associated protein 2. NCBI's taxonomy places the organism in Eukaryota, Metazoa, Chordata, Actinopteri, Pleuronectiformes, Scophthalmidae. The record is from RefSeq and is a predicted model, not a curated record. The transcript is spliced from 16 exons. Bases 556 to 2226 code for a protein of 556 amino acids. Gene Ontology annotation, cellular component: neuron projection. Gene Ontology annotation, biological process: neuron projection development; microtubule cytoskeleton organization. Gene Ontology annotation, molecular function: microtubule binding.
CUCGAGUGAGACUUCAGCUGCUCAACGAUGGUCUCGGCUUGCCAGUGGCGAGAUGGCCUCGCCUGGUGCCCCUAGAGGACUCGCUGCUCGGGGAGGAUAGAGAGAAGACGGGUCCUCGGCGGCCACAACCUGGGAUGCACAUUGGAGCCACGCAAUCCCGUUGCGCCUUCACUGCUGCACUUACGGUAGCGCAAUGUGCGAUGGGAGGGACCAGACGGCCCCGCACCGCCCGCAUUGUCACCGCGGCACUCCUCCAUCCUCACCAACACGCACACACGUUCACACACGCACACGCAGUGGUAUCAGUGCCGCUCAGCAGCCCCCAACCUCCAGGAGCCGCUGCCGUGCCUCCUCCCCCCCUUCCACCUCCACCACCACCACCACCAGCACCACCACCACCACCUUGUGCCAUCUUUGCAGACAAAAAGCUGGAAUAACCGCCUCACCCCACCAGGUCUGAGCAGACACCCGGCACUCGUCCGUUUCAUCCCUCAGUGAAGACAGAUCUUCAAGUCAGGUGACCCAUCCCCUCCCCGGGCAUCCCAGCAGGCAGGCAUGGCAGAUGGUCGGCAGCCAGACGAGCACUGGACCUCCAAUGGCCAGGAGAACGGCGAAAACGGCUACUCCGCCUAUAGCUCCGGCUACAGGGAGAACGGCUACCACGGUGGGGCAGCCGCGCAUCCUGGAGCGACAGUGGAUGACUCAGCCAAUUUGCCUCCCUCCCCUCCCCCCUCUCCAUCCGCCGAGCAGAUUGGGCCCGUGGCACAAGAAGGUAAAGUAGAGGUUGGGGAUGAGGAUGAGGAGGAGGCUCCGGAAGGGCCCAGCAACCACCAAGAGGAAGUGACAUAUGAGCAGCCGGCAGACUUGCUCUUAGAGCAGACAGAUUAUUUAGCAGAACCCCAGGCUUUGGGCUGCCAGCAAGCCCAGACACCUGAGGUCCUCAAUGGAGGAAGUCAUCAAGUUGAACGCAGCCCAUCACAAAAAGGCAUGGAGAGCUUUCAGCCCCUCAGUGUGGCCCACCAGUCCAGGGAGAGGACCACUUCUCGACAGAGAAGAUCUAGCCCCACGAGGGCGGUACUGUUAAAGAUGGCAAUGCAGCGUCGGGGGUACGAUCAGCAUCCCCCCCGGCCCGGUUCUGCCUGUAGCCUUAAGCGGAGCCCCCUGGUGGAGGCGGAGCUCAAUGAGGGCCGCCCCUCCUCUGCAUGCUCCCACCCGUCCCCUCUGCCUGACAAAUGGGCAGAGAAGGUGAGAACUUACCGCAGCCCAGAGAAGAGGUCAUCCUUACCCAGGCCGGCCAAAUCUCUGACACGCCACAUCCCUGCUGCUGAGCAAGAUGACAGCACCCCCUGCAGGCCAACCUCCAUCCGUACCGAGUCCAGAGCGGACAGCAGGCCUGGAAGAGCCCCUGGUAUGGCAGGUACAGACUCGGCCCGUUCUCGGUCAGUCCGUAGCGGCGCCUCCACCCCCGGCUCCUCCGCCGUCACGCCUGGCACACCCCCGAGUUACGCCUGCCGCACCCCGGGCUCGCGCACUCCCGGCAGCCACACGCCCAAGUCCUUCAGCGUCCUCCAGGAGAAGAAGGUGGCGGUGAUCCGGACUCCGCCCAAGUCGCCGUCCUCCGCCCAGCGGCAGCUGAAGGUCCUCAAUCAGCCCCUGCCCGACCUGAAGAAUGUCAAGUCCAAGAUCGGGUCCACCUCCAACCUCAAACAUCAGCCGAAAGGCGGACAGGUCAUGAUCCCAAGUGUGAAACUGGACUUUAGCCACGUUCAGUCGAAAUGCGGCUCCCUGGCCAAACUCCAGCACACAGCCGGCGGAGGAAACAUCCAAAUCCAGACCAAGAAGAUCGACUUGAGCCACAUCACCUCUAAGUGUGGCUCAAUGUCCAACCUCAGCCACAGGCCAGGGGGAGGCAACGUGCGCAUUGAAAAUGUGAAGCUGGACUUUAAAGACAAGGCCGCUGCCAAGGUCGGCUCCCUGGACAACACCAGCCACACUCCUGGAGGCGGAAAUAUCAUGAUCGAGAGCCACAAGCUGACCUUCCGGGAAACAGCCAAAGCUCGAGUGGACCACGGCGCGGAGAUCGUCGUCACCCACUCCCCCGGGAUCGAGACUGGGGGCACUUCCCCUCGCCUGUCCUCCGCCGGCAGCAUCAACCUCCUGGACUCGCCACAGCUCUCCACGCUGGCCCAGGACGUCACCGCCGCCCUGGCCAAGCAGGGCUUGUGAGCCGGGCUGCCUCCGCUUCGGAUACCCCCCCCAAAAAAAGAAAAGAAACGAGAAAAAAAAAGAGGAAAAAAAUCCACACCAUUACUCCCAUCAUUUUCAUUCACUGAAGUGUUUUCCCCACGGUCCCUCACUGCAACACGACCCCCACACACUUGACCCCGCGGGCUCCGCUGUUGUAGUUGAUUGACUGUCCCGUCCGUCAGCGACCCCUCCGCCCCUUCCAGUGGGAAAACUGAAGCCCGGUCACACCUUAUUCGUUACCUUCGUUCAUUUUCCGUCACUCAAAUGUGGACUUUUUUUUCCAUUUGCUUUUUGGAUGGGCCGAAUGCUAAAGUUUGACUGGAUGUGUUUUUGUCCGAGAAAGCAUUGAUGGUUUUUAUGAUUGUACAGUGAUAUUUUUUAAGCGCGGAUUGCAUCGCCACAUUCCACUGGUACGGGGGAAUACAUGUCAACGUGAACUCACGCAUAUAACGUCCAUCCAGAAUUUUUACGGUACCGAAAGCAAGAUGAUGGCUACUAGAUACUAGAAGCGAAUCUUAAGAUAUACGUGUGUGUGUGUGUGUGUGUGAUAGCGAGAGAGAGAGAGAGAGAGAGAGAGAGAGAGAGAGAGAGACGUAACUUACGGAAACAUGGCGUGUAACUGUACCUGCAAGAAGAAUGGCUAACGAGCAUGUCUGCUGAAAACGUGGCAUUUCAAGUCAUAACGACAUGAAUUGUUUUGUUCCUCGGUUGGAUCUUAUGAUUUCCUGAUAUGUGCUGACUUGUUGUACUCUUGUUCUGUUUUCUUUUAUAUAUAUAUAUAUAUAUAUAUAUAUAUAUAUAUAUAUAUAUAUAUAUAUAUAUAUAUAUAUAUAUAUAUAUAUAUAUAUAUAUAUAUGAUGAAUAUAUGUCGCUGUAGUGGAAGUUGUUACGGUUUUGUAUGUUCCCUGUGGCUGCCCUGGCUUAUUAGCACUUAAAUGUGGAUAACCUUUGCAGUUCUGUCGAGUCAAGUGCUAAAAGGCUAGCUUUCCAAUAGAUGAUCUCGUUUUUAAUCUUCUCUCCGCAAACCAAUGGGCUGCUCCGUCUUUUUCGUUUUUUGGGGUUUUUACGUUAGCUUUGUGGUUUUAUCAGGCUACAGCAACGCUGUUAUGCUGGCAUGGCAAAUAAGAUAUACAAAUUAGAUCCGUUUGGAGUCUGUCUUCAACCUUUCAGUGUGAGUGUAACUGGCAUGGGGGUGCAUCCUGUGACAUUGACUUGGGUCAUACGAUGUCUUUGGAUUGGUAAGAAAAAAAAAAGAGAAAAAGAAUAAAAGAAAAGGGAAAGUGAAAACUCUUUACAUGAAAACGUUUCUUUUGAAAGAGCGGCUACCUGGCCCUUUUUGUGUGAUCGAACCAGUAACUUUACAGGAAAUGAAAGCAAAAAAAAAAGAUGAAACUUACAGCUGUUAAAAAAAGAAAUCAUAAAAAAAAAUUACAAAAACAGUUCUAGCAUAUCCUCUUGCUCACCGUUGUGAACCCCCUCCUGCUCCUCCCCCCAGUGUCGGCUCGCCCUCCAGUGUUUUUUCUGUGCUUCCCCUACUCCUGCCCCCCCACACCCCCUGCCUGUGUAAACUGUAUUUUAAAAACCAUGUAGAUGUGUGCACACUUUUCCGAUGUUUGAGACGUACUGAUGACAAAUGCUCCUACAGGAUGACGACAACAGAAAUAAAGAAAAUAAAAACCGA